AUGGCAGUGAACUCGCCGCCGCUACCGUCCGCUUCGACUCGGUCUCCCACCGCCGCGGCUGCUGCCAAGGUCAAGGCGUGGCGAACGCGGUCGCCCACGGGCGGCAAGCGUGCGACGUACUCGCGGCGCAAGUCGGACACGUCUUCGCCGCUGACGCUCUCGCUCUCGCUCCCGCGCCCGCUCCCGCGCCAGGUCUCGCUCCCGGCGUCGCCGGCCGGUGGUGGACGGAGCGGAGGUCGGUCACCGUCGCUGGGACGGACGGCGUCGGAUCCGACGCCCGGCUCCAUCGCUGCUCAUCUUGUCCCGCUCGCCCGCCGCCGCAAGCGCAAGCGCGAAGGCGAGACGACUCCCUCGCGCCAGCGCCCGCCGCCCAAGGCUCGCCAGUCGUAUCUUGAUCUGGGCCAGGACGACUUCUCUGCCACUUGGUGUGAGGUCUGCGCCAUGAUGUACACGCCCGGCAUGCCCGAGGAGGAUGCGCUGCACGCCCGCCGCCAUGCCAAACGCGUGGCCGAGGCCAAGCUUGACGGCCUCCCGCUCCCACCGGCGGCCGCCCUGGAGCUGCUGCCACCCUCGAGCCCGGCCGGUGUCCGCUGUGCUCGCCUCCGCCGCGGCAAGGCCCCUGCCUGGGCCGCCAAAGCCAUGGCCUUUGUCGACGCCCAGCUUCAAGCCGUCCGCGCCUCGCCGCGCCCGGUCGACCACUACCAGCUCUUCCUCGUCACCGACGAGUCCAAGCCACGCGCGGUCGCGCUCGCUCUUGUCGAGCGGAUCGCCACCGGCUACCGCGCCACUGACGCUUCCCACUACGACCUUGCUGCUCCGCGUCGGGUUGUUGCUGGCAUCUCGCGCAUGUGGACCUCGCCCUCCCACCGCCGCCGCGGGCUCAUGGCCGCGCUACUCUCAGCCGUCUGCACCAACUUUGCCGCGCCAGCCGUCCUCGAUCCACUCACCGACCUUGCCUUUACUCAGCUAACUACCUCUGGCUUUGCCUUUGCCUCGGCGUAUCUCACCGCCCUCGCCGCCCGCAAGGCGUGGGAGGCCGAGCUCGAGGCUGCCCGCCGCGGCGAUGACGGCGGCAGCGAGAGCGGCGACGACGAAGCUGAUGGCGACUCUCGAAGCCCGCCCGCUGCCUUUCCACUUGUGUAUCGCAUCGAAGACGUACCGGUAUGAUUGUAAAUGUGUAGUUGGCGU
Molecule: messenger RNA, 1188 nt
Organism: Thecamonas trahens ATCC 50062
Lineage: Eukaryota; Apusomonadida; Apusomonadidae
Exons: 2
Coding region: 1-1167 (388 amino acids)
Biological process (GO): mitotic sister chromatid cohesion
Cellular component (GO): nucleus; chromatin
Molecular function (GO): protein-lysine-acetyltransferase activity
Source: RefSeq, a predicted model, not a curated record